GAUGGUUGCCUGCCCUCGACCCACUCGUCUGGUUUCCCCCUUUCAGAUUCGUCGUCGUGGCCAGGCAGAGCCUCUUCACAGCCCAGGGUCUACGACGACGUAGGAGCUAGGAACAGGUUAAGCCAUACUCCGUAGCAAGGCUGAGAAUCUCCGAACUCGUGCCCCUCCUGCGCCCCCCCCCCGGGGGGCCACUAUUUAUAUUUGAUCCGUCAGCCUGCCCCCAUCAUUUCCCCCCCAGCUGCGCGGGAAACAUCAUAUCCACCACCAUGAAGUCCACCACCCUCUUAUCGUUGGCUUGGGCCACCCAGUCGGCCUAUGCGGCCUCUCUCCACCAGCGCGAUGAACCCGCGACUCUCGCCCUCAACUUUGAACGUCGUCAGAUCGCCGACCGUCCGCGACGGAAGCGAUCGAUGGCCUCGGCCGAGCUGGUCAACUUGGCGGCCAAUCUUGGCUACACCAUGAAUCUGACCCUCGGUACCCCCGGACAAAAAGUCAGCGUCACUCUGGACACCGGUAGCAGCGACCUCUGGGUUAACGCCGGCAACUCGAGCGCCUGCCCCUGUACCGACUAUGGCACCUACAACUCGAGCGACUCCUCCACCUAUGUCUACGUGAACGACGAUUUUGAAAUCCAAUACGUCGACAACAGCGAAGCCUCGGGCGACUACGUCAAUGAUACCCUCCAGUUCGCCAACGUGACCUUGACGGAUUUCACCUUUGCCGUCGCCUACGACAGCGACAAGGGCGUCUUUGGUAUCGGAUACGCUGCCGACGAAGCCAGCGAGGCCACCGGCUACGGCUCCUACACCAACUUCCCCGAAGCCCUCGUGGACCAAGGCAUCAUCAACUGGCCGGCCUACAGUCUAUGGCUGGACGAUCUGGACUCGGGUGAAGGAACCAUCCUCUUCGGCGGUGUCAACACAGCCAAAUACUACGGCAGCCUGAAAACUCUCCCCAUCAUCCCCGAGAGCGACGGGUACGGCGAUGAGGUGUACGCCGAGUUCGCCGUCAACCUGACCGCCGUGCACCUGGAACAGAGCGGCAAGGCCGUCUCCGUCAACAACACGGUCCAGCAAUUCCCCAUCGCGGCCGUCCUCGACAGCGGCACCGCCCUGGCCUACAUCCCCUCCGCUGCUGCCGAGAGCAUCUUCACCGCCGUGGGCGCCGAAUACUCCAGCGACUAUGGCUACGCCCUGGUCGACUGCAGCGUCAAGAACGAAGAUUUCACCUUCUACUUCGAAUUCGCCUCUGAAUUCAACAUCACCGUCGAUAUCAGCGAGAUGGUCAUCGAAGACGAAGGCGUCUCCAACAUCUGCACCUUUGGCCUGUCCAUCAUCGACGAUGAGGCCCUCCUCGGCGACACCUUCCUCCGCAGCGCCUACGUGGUCUACGAUCUCGGCAACAACGAGAUCUCCAUCGCCCAGGCCAACUUCGACCCAGGCACCGACCACGUCCUGGAGAUCGGCACGGGAUCCAACGCCGUGCCCAACGCCACGGGCGUUGCGCAGUCGUCGAGCGGGUCGAAGACCGGCUCCUCCUCUGCCUCGGGCACGAGCUCCACCGACGACAAGAAGAGUCUGGCCACGAUGUCGCGCAGCGACAUCACCUCAUUGGUCGGGGGUCUCCUCAUGGCUAGCCUCUUCCUCACCCUGUAAAUAGAUUGAUGUGAUUGCGUUGCUUCUUGAAGAUAUUUCGCCUUGAUAUCCCUGUUUUUUUUUGAAUAGACGGAUGGUUUGAUGCAUGGCAUGGAGGCAUGAUGGCAUAUUCUUGAUGAUAACUAAUUCUACGACCAAUACCUUGACCGAUCCCUUUGACCUCCA
Aspergillus ibericus CBS 121593 is the source of this 1820-nucleotide messenger RNA. Its product is annotated as pepsin-like aspartic protease. Lineage: Eukaryota; Fungi; Ascomycota; Eurotiomycetes; Eurotiales; Aspergillaceae. Gene Ontology annotation, biological process: proteolysis. Gene Ontology annotation, molecular function: aspartic-type endopeptidase activity. The coding region runs from base 267 to 1655 and encodes 462 amino acids. The transcript has 3 exons. The record is from RefSeq and is a predicted model, not a curated record.